Didymodactylos carnosus is the source of this 285-nucleotide messenger RNA. The record is from the annotation of a GenBank genome assembly. NCBI's taxonomy places the organism in Eukaryota, Metazoa, Rotifera, Eurotatoria, Philodinida, Philodinidae.
AUGAAACAUAAUGCUCGACGACGUAAAGUACAUGUAACUGAAUUACAAAAGGACACAAUUCGUUUAACAUUCACUUGCUCUCAAGAAGAUUUUCCCGUCACAUCCAAGACUUCAUUACAACGUGAAUUAAAAGAAAUGGAUUUUAAAUAUGGUCAGGCAAAAAGGGUCAAUGUUCUGAUGGAUGCAAUUGCGUUUCAGGCAUUUCCAGCCGUAUACUUCGGACGUUUGAAUGAACUGUGGGAUAGUAAAACAAUGUGUUAUUAUAUCAUGAUGGAACAUGGCUAA